Molecule: messenger RNA, 990 nt
Organism: Postia placenta MAD-698-R-SB12
Lineage: Eukaryota; Fungi; Basidiomycota; Agaricomycetes; Polyporales; Adustoporiaceae
Exons: 2
Coding region: 1-990 (329 amino acids)
Source: RefSeq, a predicted model, not a curated record
AUGCCAGAAGAAUGCAUAUUGUUGGUACCACAGCGACGUCUAUAUGCGGAAGCAGCAGACAAGUUUCAGGUUCUGCCAAUAUACAUGACGCAGUAUUCCAUUCAACGGCUUUCAACGACUAAUGCUGCCGGCUCCGCCUUCACCUCCACCGUCAUUUCGACCGAGACCUCCACCCAGACUAUUCUACCAACGGCCAACAGUGACGCAUCCUCCUCCAAGUCACACACCGGCGCGAUUGUGGGUGGUGUCGUUGGCGGUGUCGGCGGUGCCCUCUUGCUCGCUGCUCUCGUCUUCCUGCUUUUCCGUCGCAGGAGGCGGUUUGACUUCGACGGCAACUUCGACCCUGAUCGUGUCGGCGGCGGCGGUACACUUCCCCAUAUCGACCUCGCAGGUGCCGACGAUGUCGAGCCGUACACGUACAAUCCUGCUGGCGCGGGCGCUAUUGGACCUGGCUCACAAGGUCCCUCGAGCUCCGCCACGGGCUCGGAUGAGAUGCGCCAGCACGGCAACGUCCCUGCAUUCCUCGCGGGCGGCAUCGCAGGCGCUGGCGUGGGUGCCGCCGCAACACACCGCUCGAUGAGUCCCCCGACAGUCUCUGCGCCGUCACAUUACAGCCAGAGCGCGUCGCAGUACGCUCCCUCAUCCUCGGAGCACUACCCCGACUACUCGGCCUACAGUGGCGGUUACGCCCAGCCGGGCGCGGGGUAUGCGCCGGACUUCCGGCAACCCUCUCCAGGUCCGUCGCUCGCGAUGACGGGGUCGUCGUCUGGCGGUGGCUACGGCGCUGCUGCCGGUGCGGGUGUGGCCGGGAUGAUGCUGCCGUCGUCGAAAGAGCGUGAGGCAACAGGGAGGAGAGGUUUGCAGGUCGCGAACCACGGCGAUGUGAUGCAGCAUGAAGAUGGCGGGCGGCUGGACACGACGCCCGAGGAGGAGGACCCAGCCCUGAACGAGGUCCCGCCCCGGUAUGACCAGAUCCCCAGGGAUCGGUAG